AUGAACAACAAACUAACGGUGUUUACUUUUGUGCCCUGCAGCUGCCGCACCGGGGAGGGGGUGAAGCCUCUGCAGCAGAUGGUGACGCUGCAGCAGAACUUCUCCAGCAUGGAGGAGACGGUCCGAACGCUGCUGCAGAACCAGGACUCGCUGGAAGGGCCCAAAGUGGACCCACUGGACCUAAUGAAGGCUUACAAGGACAAGCUCCUGGAGGAGAUGUGGAAGCAGCAGGACAGGGGGUCGGAGGAAAACCCACCGGAUCCCAACCCCAUGCUGGAGCGCCUCCGGGCUCUGGAGGUGGAGAACUCGGCUCUGUCGGUUGAAAACGACAACCAGAGGAAGCAGUACGAGCGCUGCCUGGACGAGGUGGCGAACCAGGUGGUCCAGGCCCUCCUCACGCAAAAGGACCUGAGGGAGGAGUGCGUGAAGCUGCGGACUCGUGUGUUUGACUUGGAGCAGCAGAACCGAAUCCUGAGCGUUCUGUUCCAGCAGCGCGUCAAAGCGGCCGCCGCACCUUUCUCACAGGAGGUCCAGAGAAAUGGAAAAGCUGGUAUUCCUGCCGGACGGUGGCCCAGUUUGUUGAGCCUGACGUGUCCACGCAGCAGUGGAAGUGGCAGCGAGCUGUCGCUGUCGAGUGCUGGCAGCGAAUACUCCAGUGGCUCCCAUACUUGGGCAGAUGGACGAGGCGUCUCCAAGCAGUGUGCCUCAAGUCGGGACAAGAGGAUGAGUACAGGAUCAGUGUCCAGCAAUCAUUCGGCAUCCAUUGAGCAAACAGAGCUUGGAUGGAAGGAGGGUCAUAUUAUGAAAGGUCUAAAGCGUCUUCAGAUGAAAAAGUCCAAAGAGGCUUCCUCACAUGCUUCCGUUUCACACUGCAAAGACUGCAUGAUCUCAAAUGAGGGCAUCUAUUCUUUUGGUGUCAAGUCUCACCAACAAGGAACUGAAGCCAACAAGGUAGCACCUUCCAAGACUGACGCAGGGAUCGGCACCUUGGACUCCGAUGAUCCAGAUGAUGAAACAUCUAAAUUAGUCAACAGGGAAUCCAGUGGUCAACCAACCAAAGACCAUCUUUGUUUGGACAAACUAGAUUUCUCUGAAGAUGAUGACAAAAGAUUUCAAGCAGAUUCUGUCAGCCUUUCUGCAGAUUCUGGUCUUUUCCCCUCACCUGACUCAGACAGCUUCUUGUUUUUGGAGGCGCCCACACUCAAACCUGGCGAGAGCCCAACUGAUAGCCUUACACAUCUGGAGAAAAUGGACAAGAACUCACUAGAGAAACAGAAAGUGGUCCAUGAUAAAACUCGCAAAAAGAUUGAGACCCGCUGUAACUCACUGGAUUCUGAACCUAUUCAACCGGUUGCUUUGGACGGCGGUGGGAUACCUCUUCUCAAACCGGUGAUGGGCAUGAACGGGGCCAAGGCUCGCAGCCAGAGCUUUGGCGCACGCUACAUAGACAGACCAAGCUUCAACAAAUCCGGAAAGGCUAGACGGCUUCAGAUUGAGCAACAGUUUUCAAGCGCCUUCGGGGAGCCGGUCUCCGAAGAGCCAGAGAGACAAAGCACUAUAACCACCAUUGAGGAGAAGGUGAUGCUCGGAAUUGAGGAGAACCUGCAAAAGUCUCAGGAACAAGAGAAAACCAGUGAACUCGGCGGGAAGGAGAGAGUCUCAUGA
Nematolebias whitei (Rio pearlfish) is the source of this 1665-nucleotide messenger RNA. RefSeq names its product nck-associated protein 5. Gene Ontology annotation, biological process: microtubule depolymerization; microtubule bundle formation. The transcript is spliced from 14 exons. Lineage: Eukaryota; Metazoa; Chordata; Actinopteri; Cyprinodontiformes; Rivulidae. The record is from RefSeq and is a predicted model, not a curated record. Gene Ontology annotation, cellular component: microtubule plus-end. The coding region runs from base 1 to 1665 and encodes 554 amino acids.